Carassius auratus (goldfish) is the source of this 1366-nucleotide messenger RNA. RefSeq lists its product as uncharacterized. The transcript has 6 exons. Bases 95 to 904 code for a protein of 269 amino acids. NCBI's taxonomy places the organism in Eukaryota, Metazoa, Chordata, Actinopteri, Cypriniformes, Cyprinidae. Gene Ontology annotation, cellular component: membrane. The record is from RefSeq and is a predicted model, not a curated record.
CUACAAACAAUAGUGCAUUGUUCACAAGUGUUCAGCAAACUCACAGAUGCCUCAGUAGACUGUUGUAGACAACCAAGGAGAAGAAAGCAGAAAGAUGUUGCUCUUCAGACGAUUCCAUUUUAUAUGGAUCUUGAUCAUCUGCGAAUCUGUUUCAGGAAAUGGUGUGACAAAAGCAGUGAACAGUGAAACCACGUUCACUCUAGUGUCUGGAUCUGUAGUUCCUAGCACCACCAGCAUUAUCUGGAAACACAGAGACAAUGCUGGAGCUGUUGUGAAGGUCAUUGAAUGGGAUCGGGAGGAGGGCAGAACUCACAUUCCCAACCCCAACUUCCAAUCCCACGCAACUCUGGAUGAAACCACUGGAAAUCUGAAUUUAAAAUAUCUGCAGCUCAAACACAGCGGAGUUUAUACCGUCGACAUAAACAGCAAAGAGCAAAGAAAAAAAUUCACCCUAACUGUUGUGGAGCCUGUCAGCAAACCUUAUAUUACUAAAGAGUGCUUACCGGGAGAUGUUCCUGAAUGUUCCCUGAGCUGUGUGGGGGAAGCCCCUUCUGAAGGUUCAGUCAUUUGGAAAUACUGGGAUGGAAAGAAGGUUCAGGAAAAGUAUCCUAAUAUGAGGACAAUAACAGUGACCAACAGCAGUAACCCAGACAGCCACUACAACUGCACACUGAGAAAUGCAGUGAGUGUGGAGACCAGUGAUCCAGUGUAUUUAAAAGAUCUGUUUCAUGCAGAUUCAAAGACAGGAAUUGUCAUCGCAAUCAUCAUUGGCUCUAUUAUUUUUAUCGGUGUGGUGGUUACUGCCAUUUGGGGUCUUGCUGCUCACCGUGAGAAACGAAAGCAUUCCAGGAUGCAAAUCGUCAAGAGGAUCUCCUUUCCCUUUUUGUCUAGUCAUCAGCGCUAAAUCCCACUGAAACAACUGAAGCUCCUAACCAUCUGUGCCUUCAUAAUGUUGACUGUUGCUUUUGGCCCUCUCUGUCUCCUGGACCUCGUUGAUGGUGUUGGAAUUUCAUGCUUUGGUUCUGAAUACUAUGUUACAAAUGCAAAUAGCAUACUUAGUUUUCAAGGAGGAACAAUGAGAAUCUCAUCCUGGCACCAAGCGAGAGUUUUGCAUGCGUGGCUGAUUGUGUAGAAAUAAACACCUACUAAAAAUGUCCAUUAUAUUAAGCAAAACAUAAAAGACAUAUAGACUUGAAAUGUUAUAUGAAAACUAAGGCACAGAGAGUUGUGCCUUCAGGGAAAUAUGAACAGCAACACAUGUAUAUGAAACAUCUAAGCUAUUAUCAAUUUAACAUCUCUGUUUUACAUAACACAUUAGUUUGUAUUGUGCAAUAGGUUGCAGUUUAAAUAAAUGUCAGAAAAUAUG